ACUGCAUUUUUUUAUGAUAAUUGUGAAGAAGCCACUGUAUUGAGCACUGAUCCAAAUAAUGGGGAAAAUGAAAUAACGAAAGCUGUUGUAUGGGGCAAUAUGUCAAUAGGAAUUGGUAAAUAUCAAUGUGAGGAAUUAUUCGCCAUUAUGGACAUUCCGUUCAUGACGCAAAAAACGUAUAGUCAGACUACUGCUGGAAUAAAAAAGAUUUGGGAAGAAAAACUUUUUGAGAAUAUGCAGAAAGCGGGAGAAGAGGAGAAGAAAUUAGCAUUGGAAAAAGGCAAUGUGAAUGCCGACGGAACGCCCUUCAUAACUGUAAUUGUAGAUGGAGGAUGGAGUAAAAGAAGUUACGGGCAUGGAUACAAUGCUCCUUCAGGAGUUGGAGUCAUAAUUGGUGCUGAAACAAAAAAACUUUUAUUUGUAGGAGUGAGAAAUAAAACUUGUUCCUCAUGCUUUUAUUAUAAAAAACAUAAUUUAGCCCCAAAGUCACAUGAUUGUGCACUCAAUUUCAGUGGUCCUUCAACAAGCAUGGAGCAAGAUAUAAUAACAGAUGGCUUUUGCAAGAGUAUCGAACAGCAUGGACUUCUAUAUAAAUAUUUGAUAGGUGAUGGAGAUUCAAGUGUAUAUUCAAGGGUUGUUGAAAAGGUCCCGUACGGUCGGCAAGUGAUAAAAAUUGAGUGUGCCAAUCAUAUGACUAGAUGUGUGAGCGAUAAGCUCCACAAAUUAGCUAAAAAUACAGCAUUUGAGAUUUUCAAUCGAAAAAUGUUAACAAAAAAAAUUAAAAACAUAACUAAUGUGGAAAGAUUGGUUAAAUCAGUGAGAAUUAUUGUGAAAAAUAAUAAAAAUGAUGUGGUGAUGUUACGCAGGGAUUUGGGAAACGCUCCUUAUCAUAUAUUUGGAAACCACGAGAACUGCAGGGACACAUAUUGCAAAAGGAAAAACGACGGGGAAGAAGAUUGUACUAAGAUAAUGAGUCCGCUCUUUUUUCAAGAGAUUUUGAAAAUCUUAGAGCCUAUGAAAAAUAAGGCGGAUAGAUUGGCAUACAAUGAAACCACAAACCAAGCAGAAAGGUUGAAGAAGAAUCACAACUACUAUUUCCAGAUUCAGGGCCAAUUGAACAUAUGCAGAAGAGAAUAUUGUGAUUUUAUUCUAUACUGCGACAACGAUUUUCACGUAGAAACCAUUAAAAGAGAUGAGAAUAUCUGGAAGAAUAUUAUGGUACCAAAAUUGAGAGAAUUCUAUGAAAAUUGUAUUCUCCCGGAGAUAAUAGAUGGGAGAAUUCCAAGAGGAAUGCAAGUUCGCGAGCCAGAAUCUUGAACUUAUGCUUCAACGCGUAGGGCUUUCCCUCGCUUACCAAAAAAAGUUCUUGAAAUUUAAAUACACUUAUAAAAUAUUUUUUCUCCGAUUGACAACAAAUUUCAAUUUUGCAGACACAUAUCAAUCAGUAAAGUAUUACUUUUCCUGCCUACGCAGCAAAGUAAGUACUUUCAUGCUUAGGCAUCAUCAGAAAUGAUUAAUGGAAAAAAAAAAUUUCAAACUACAAUUAUUAUGGACAUAUACAUUUCCAUAGCAACCAACCAUCGAACAAUUGCAAUUUGUAUGAAAUUUCAUUUCAAUUUAUCACUACAAAAAAAAUUAAAAGAUCAAUACUUAUACAUGGCCGAGCGUAGCGUGACUAGGAAUUCAGCUGAGGUAGUCAAUUUACUGCUUUGCCGCCUAAUAAAACAAAUAACUAUCAAAAGUGACUUUUAUUUGACAAUAACCUUUUUUAUCCGAUUUGAAAAAAUUAUUAAAUAUUGAACUUAGAUGAGCUGAAUAUAUCUGUAAAAACCCCAAGUGUUCCUUUUCUUAUUGCCUUCACUCAUUUUUUUACGUGUCAAAUGUCAAAUAAUCAUU
Messenger RNA from Harmonia axyridis, 1896 nucleotides. RefSeq lists its product as uncharacterized. Bases 100 to 1317 code for a protein of 405 amino acids. The transcript is spliced from 6 exons. The record is from RefSeq and is a predicted model, not a curated record. Lineage: Eukaryota; Metazoa; Arthropoda; Insecta; Coleoptera; Coccinellidae.